AUUCCAUGGAUCUUAGAGUAAUAAAAUAAUUAUAUCCCUUCCAUGGGGCAGGCAGGAUGAGAAAAAAAAUUUAAUUGAAAAUUUACUAAACUUUUUUGGUAUUUUUUGUUAUUUUUAUUGUUUUUUAUUUUGAUUAAUAAUAUAAGCCAUCUUUUCCUUUACUUUAUUUUAACUUGUUUUACUUUUUAGAAUUUCAAAACUCGCUUUAAAUUAAGGCGUGCCGUUCUGCCCUGGGUUCCAUAGCUAAAAACGUAAAAAAAAAUUUUUAUUUGAUUAACCGAAGAAACACGAGAACAUCAGAAGAAUACUAACGAGGAAACCUCGAAGGAGAAAAAAAUUAGGAAUGAAAAUCUUGAAGCAGGACUAUCAAUUUGAAUAGUUUAUUAUAAAAUCACUGCUUCCUGUCAACCAAAGGGAACAUCCAUGUCUUGGGCAAUCAUAGAAAUGCAAAAAUUUCUUGAAGAAGAAAUACUUCCACGCGAUAGUAAACACUCUUUUUUAUGGUGGCAAGAGCAUAAACAAAUUUAUUCAUAUUUAUCCAAAAUUGCCCAAAAAAGACUAUGUACUUUGGCGACAUCUGUUCCUUGCGAACGUUUAUUUUCCAAAGCGGGACAAGUUUUAACCGAACGCAGAAAUAAAAAGUUCAAAUUAUUUUAUUUUUAUAUGCAAAUAUCAAGUUCGUCCAUGAGUGUCAUUGAUAUACAGAGUGGCCCAAAAGUCUGGAAACGACCAAUUAUCUCGUAAAUUGCUAGUCUUAAUUGUACAAAAUUUGGGGUAUACCUAUUUUGGGAUACGGUGAUUCAAGAUUUGAUAUUUGCAAUGUUGCCAGAUUUGCUGUUUCUCUUAAAUUAUUAGUCACUUUGGUUUUUCAAAUUUAUCACCCUAUAUAUUCAGUCACUAUUGGAAUCUCCUAUUCAAUACAAGUUCAACCAUAUGCAACACUUAUGAUUUUAUGUAGUCUGGAAGGUCUUAAAUAAAAUAUAAGUCUGGCAACGCCUAAUUUUCUCAAUAAAUUUUUUAAUACAAACUGUUUUCAACUACGUUAAAACGUAACAAUUGAAAGAUUAUAACAUUUUUACACAUAAUGGUUACUUUAUCAAGUGUUCAAAAUGUGCUCCAUUUGUGAGUUGACAGUACCCUAAUCGAUGGUAGCAUGUGUCUACCACAUUUCUCCAUAAUUGUCUUAUUUGUUUAAGACCUUCCAGACUACAUAAAAUCAUAAGUGUUACAUAUCGUUGAACUCGUAUUGAAUAGGAGAUUUCAAUAAUGACUGAAUAUACAGGGUGAUGAAUUUAAAAAACCAAAGUGACUAAUAAUAUAAGAGAAACGGCAAAUCUGACAACAUUGCAAAUAUCAAAUCUGGAAUCUCCGUAUCCCGAAAUAGGUGUAUCCCAAAUUUUGUACAAUUAGGAUUAGCAAUUUACGAGAUAAUUGGCCGUUUCCAGACUUUUGGGCCACUCCGUAUAUUUUUUCAGAUAACUAUAGAAUACAAUAUAUUAUAAUAUAUAAUAUUGUUGGAG
Messenger RNA from Psylliodes chrysocephalus, 1520 nucleotides. Lineage: Eukaryota; Metazoa; Arthropoda; Insecta; Coleoptera; Chrysomelidae. The record is from the annotation of a GenBank genome assembly.